GAGGGUAGUAAGAACAACGGCAACAGCAAGAACAAGAAAAGGGUAUCAGAAGGAAGCAACGCUAGGGUGGGAAGAAGAGUCGGAAAUCGAAUCCACAAACCAGAAUGGGUUUCCUCGAAGACUUCCAAGCCAGUUUUGAAUCCUUGCCAGCCCUGCUGCAACGUAAUUAUGGACUGAUGCGAGAGCUAGAUAAAAGUUUACAGGGAGUCCAGCAGCAGAAUGAACAACGCUGUGAACAAGAAAUAGAGGGUAUUAGGCUGAGAAUUGAGUCUGGUAACAUUACUCCUAAUACAACAUCACUUAUCAGAUUUUCUGAUGAAGCUCUUGAUGAACAAAAGCAUUGCAUCAGGAUUGCUGAUGAAAAAGUGGCCUUGGCUACUCAGGCCUAUGAUAUGGUAGAUGCACACAUCCAACAACUUGAUCAAUACAUGAGAAAGCUUGAACAGCUCCGGCAGGAAAGGGAACUUGCAACUGGAGCGGGUGCUGGUGCAUCAAAUGCUGAUGCUAGUACAAGAUCUGGAAGGAUUGCUGAAAGUAACCGAGGGAUGCGGAAGAAAUCACAAUUAGCAGUGGAGCCACCAAGCAUAAGUCUAGAAUUGCCAGUGGACCCAAAUGAACCCACGUACUGUUUCUGCAACCAAGUUAGCUACGGGGAGAUGGUUGCUUGUGACAACCCUGAUUGCAAGAUUGAGUGGUUUCAUUUUGGGUGCGUUGGUUUGAAAGAACAACCAAAAGGAAACUGGUACUGCUCCAAUUGCACGGGAAUUCAGAAACGUCGAAAAGGUAAGUGAAUGGUUACUUCUGCCGACAGUUAGGAGCUGCCAGGGACGUAAAUGAGUAGAGGACUUUUUCUGUGCUCGUGGUUGCUUUGGGCUCGGCAUCCAAGUGGACAGAACGGAGAUGUUUGGUGGCUUUCUUCGUGACCUGCAGUCAUAGUAUAUGUCGAGUUAAUUCUUUGUACUAGCAAGAUGACCGUAUAAACAGUCUUAGCAUGAAGGUUCUUAGUAAUACAUGUAGUUUUUACUUUAAUGGCCUAGAGUUUGGUAUCGCCAA
Elaeis guineensis (African oil palm) is the source of this 1053-nucleotide messenger RNA. Its product is annotated as PHD finger protein ING1. The record is from RefSeq and is a predicted model, not a curated record. Lineage: Eukaryota; Viridiplantae; Streptophyta; Magnoliopsida; Arecales; Arecaceae.